AUGCCAAACUUGAAAGAAUUAACCUUAGAAGUGUUAACACAAGAAGUGAUGCUUUCUAUAAUAGAAAACUGUCCUAAUCUUACUCAUCUUAUUCUCAAGGGCUAUCGUCCAUUUCCUCAUGAUCAGAUAUUUAAAGACUUAAUUCAAAAAUUACAAAUAACCCACUUAACUAUUACAUUUCUGUAUAGCAAUUCUGUUAUUUCUGAAUCUUCGAUUCUAUCAAAAGAAUUUCUUCCACCUUCGCUUAAAUAUUUAGUAAUUCAUUGUGGGCUUAUUACAAUUUAUCUUGAUAGUCUACUAGAUGAUUGUUGCUACAUGAAAUUAAAAAGGUUAAUUAUUCAUAUAAUGAAGUCUUUUCUUUACAAUUCAACCAAUAAUUCUCAAUUUGAUGAUAUUACUGAUAAAUAUCU
Racocetra fulgida is the source of this 410-nucleotide messenger RNA. NCBI's taxonomy places the organism in Eukaryota, Fungi, Glomeromycota, Glomeromycetes, Diversisporales, Gigasporaceae. The record is from the annotation of a GenBank genome assembly.